GAAUAUUAGAUUUUUUAAUAAUCUAUAUGUGUUUUGACAGUUUGAUCAUUUUAUACUGAACAUUUGUUACGCGUGAAGCUUUUAUUGUGGAGGUUAUGCCUGGAAACGUGUGUAUAUGCGCGUGCGCUUAACCUGAGCGGAGUGAGGGGUCUUUGCGCUGCUGCUCCGCUUUAUAUUUCUUAUUUUUAGGUCUAAAAUUGUUCAUCUUCUCUCCAUCAUGGCGGCCGCUGUCCGCCUCUUUCCUGCCGUCACGUUGGCGCUGUUGUCUGUUUUUCCCGCCGCGGUGUCCUUGCGCAAAGACGUGCUCGAGCUCGGGGACGCGGACUUCGACUACCUGGCAACGGAGCACGAGACCAUGCUGGUGAAAUUCUACGCUCCAUGGUGUGGUCACUGUAAGAAAUUAGCUCCAGAGUUCGAGAAAGCAGCAACCAGACUGAAGGGAAGCGUCCAGUUAGCAAAGGUGGACUGUACAGCUCACUCAGAGACGUGUGCUCGUUUCGGGGUGUCUGGUUAUCCGACUCUGAAGAUCUUCAGGAAUGGAAGAGACUCUGCCCCCUACGACGGCCCUCGCUCCGCAGAUGGGAUCUAUCACCACAUGAAGAAGCAGACUGGUCCAGAUUCAGUUCACCUGAAAACUGAUGAAGACCUACAGACCUUCAUCCAACACUAUGAUGCCAGCAUAGUUGGUGUGUUCUCAGGUGCAGACAGCUCUCGUCUGUCAGAGUUUCUGAAAGCUGCAGGUUUGCUGAGAGAACAGUUCAGAUUCGCACACACUACUGAUCUGAAGCUGGGAGAGCAGCACGGAGUUAACUCAGAGUGCGUGUUGUUGUUCAGACCUCCCAGACUGGCCAACAAGUUUGAGGACAGCGUUGUUGUCUUCAAAGAUUAUCUGACCAUCGGAUCUCUGAGACGCUUCAUCAGAGAUCACAUUUACGGUCUGUGUCCUCACUUGACUCUGGAGAACAGAGAUCGUCUGAGAGUUCGUGACCUGCUGACAGCGUUCUACGACCUUGACUACCAUCACAACAUUCAAGGGUCCAACUACUGGAGGAACAGGGUGAUGAAGGUGGCGUCUAAAUACAGUGGGCGGGGCCUAACCUUCUCAGUAGCCAAUAAGAAGGACUUCCUGUCUGAGCUGGAGGAUGACUUCGGUUUGGGGACAUCAGAUGGAGGAGAACUACCGUUCAUCACCAUCCGGACCCGCCUAGGCCACAAGUACACCAUGAGAGAGGAGUUCACGAGGGACGGUCAGUCCUUGCAGAGGUUUCUGGACGAUUACUUUGCAGGUAGACUGAAGCGUUUCAUCAAAUCAGAGCCUGUACCUGAGAGGAACACAGCAGCUGUGAAGGUGGUGGUGGCUGAGUCGUUCGAUGACAUUGUCAACGAUCCAGAUAAAGACGUCCUGAUCCAGUUUUACUCUCCGUCCUGUCCUCAUUGCAAGAAACUGGAGCCGGUCUACAGAGAGCUGGCUGACACGCUGUACACGGAUCCAAACAUCGUCAUCGCUAAGAUGAACGCUGUUGAUAACGAUAUCCCGACUGGCUACGAUGUCCAAGGGUAUCCGACCAUCUACUUUGCUCCAGUGGGUAAAAAGAGCGAGCCGAUACGAUACAAGGGUGGUCGGGAGCUCAAAGACUUCCUUCGGUUUCUGAAGCGGGAGGUGGGACACAGUCUGUUGCUUGGCGGCUCGAAGGACGAACUCUGACACAUCUCAUCCACCAAUCAGAGAUAACUACAGGGACGCCAGCUGGUCUCCAUGACAACCUGAGUCACAGACAGGAAGGGAUGUGUAGACAGCUGCAGGACAAACUCUGAUAAACUGAGUCUAAUCAGCUUUCUCUAUAUGUCAUGAUGUCACACAGCGUGUCACCAGCCCGCCUGCUGUCAUGUGACCGUCAUCUGAAGAUUUUGUUUGUUUUGUUUGGUCAAAGGCAUUCUGUAUACAAUGCAUUUAAUCCGCUUCAUGUGACAUUUGAAGCUUUUUAUUUCACAUAGUUUCAAAUCUGAUUUAGUUCAAACUGUUAGACGCCUCCAACUCCUUUGAGUCAUAACUCAGUCAGAUCUGAACACAGAGACAUGAGACACAUAUUGAUAUCACUCAGUGUGACUUACACUUCCUGAGGAUAUCAUUAUCUCUGAUGUCCAUCACCAAUAAACCUCCAUAAAUCCACUUAGAAAUCAGAGAAAAAGGAGGCUGCAGAACCUGAGAAUCAACACAUUUUUAAGUUUUCUUCAGCAUCAAAAUGAUUUGACAAGUAAAAUAUAGAUUAAAAACUGGGCUCAAGUUGUAGCUCACAGCUAUACUUCCUGUUUACAUCCCCCAACGCAUUAUGGGAACUGUAGUUCCAAAACCGAGAGCAUGAUUAUUCCCCAAAGCCCCCAAAUAACAGGAGAGAAAUCUAUUACUGUAAUUUGAACUUUUUUCAGUGUUUUUGUUCAUUUGUGUUUCUCAAACACUGCAGGGAACAUUUCAGAGUAACAGACAAAAUAACGUCAUUUUAUAAUCUGAAAUUGUUGUUUAUUAAGUAGAAAUGUUUAUUUCUGCCAUGGAAACUGGUUUUAUUUAUAUUUAUUUCAUGCACAAAAUAAUGUGACUUAUUUAU
Thunnus maccoyii (southern bluefin tuna) is the source of this 2603-nucleotide messenger RNA. It is a transcript of the gene pdia8, whose product is annotated as protein disulfide isomerase family A, member 8. Gene Ontology annotation, cellular component: endoplasmic reticulum; cell surface. Gene Ontology annotation, molecular function: protein disulfide isomerase activity. The transcript is spliced from 13 exons. Lineage: Eukaryota; Metazoa; Chordata; Actinopteri; Scombriformes; Scombridae. The record is from RefSeq and is a predicted model, not a curated record. Bases 218 to 1705 code for a protein of 495 amino acids. Gene Ontology annotation, biological process: protein folding; response to endoplasmic reticulum stress.